Molecule: messenger RNA, 2038 nt
Organism: Amborella trichopoda
Lineage: Eukaryota; Viridiplantae; Streptophyta; Magnoliopsida; Amborellales; Amborellaceae
Gene: ABCI1
Product: non-intrinsic ABC protein 10
Biological process (GO): cytochrome complex assembly
Molecular function (GO): ATP binding; transmembrane transporter activity; ATP hydrolysis activity
Source: RefSeq, a predicted model, not a curated record
UUGUGCGUUAAAAAAGUUCCGACCGUUUGGUCGGAACUUGAAAUUAGAAGUAUUUAACUCCCCUAUACUGUUCAUGUUCCAUGUUUUUGUGCGUUAAAAAAGUUCCAGGCAAAAGGUCGGAACUUGAAAUUAGAAGUUUGGUUAAAACUUCACCCUCGAAAAAAAUUUUGCCCUAGGAUUUCUUCUUCCGUUCUGCGCUCGCGCUGAGCCACCCCUCUCUUGGCACCGUCUCGAUUCGGCGGCUUUCACAGUUCAACGCGACCCUCUCUCUCUCUUUCUCUGUGCCGUGAUAUCUAUGCGCUUCUCUUCUUUCUUUCGGAAUCUUUGCCGGAAUUCGUAACAUUCGCUGGAAUAUUUGGAAUUUUGUCCGGAACUUUGAAAUCUCGUUCGAAUUUGUGUUGGACUUCUAGUUAUAAAAGAAAUUAUCCGUGGAAAGAUUUACUCUUUCUUCUAAAUUAUAUCUGGCGUUUCACUGUUAUCGGAGUUUUUCUUUAACUGGAGAUUCUCAGUUGAUUUUAUUGAUUUCCACAGUGGUUACACCAGAGAGAACAUCACUGCAAGGAGCAUGAAGCUGCUAUGGUGCAUAGUGCCCGAAGCGUUUGAAACUAUGACAUGGACUUUAAAUAACCAAUGAAUUGAUAUUGGUAUAAAGAUCUCUCUCACUGAUGUUGACCCUCUUUUCAUAAAUGAAGCAGCAGAAAUUGGGAAUUUAAUCUUAGUUUAAAAGUUCACCACUUUAAUUACCAGUGUCUAAUCACAGCCUCUUUCCCUCACUCUUCCCCCCACUACCAAAUUCUCCUUCCAUCUCUGUCAUCCCUUCACUUUCAAACCAACUCCCCCUCUCUCUCCCCACCCACCUCCCCUCUCCCUCUCUCCCCACACAAUGCCGCCCACUCCCCGUCUAGUCCUCCGCAAUGUGUCGUGCAUGCGAAAUGCACAGGUUGUCCUCCGAGACAUCAAUUUCUCUCUCAACCCUGGCUCUGCCCUUGCUCUCACUGGCCCCAAUGGCUCUGGCAAGACCACCCUCCUCCGCCUCCUCGCCGGCUUCUCCCGCCCCUCCGCAGGUGUUGCCCUAUGGAACUCACUCUCUAUAACUGAUCCUGGUGUAUUCUCUCUCUACAAGCUCCAGCUCAAUUGGUUAAGCCUCAAGGAUGCCAUAAAAGACAAGUGGACUGUCCUCGACAAUGUACAGAUAUUUGAGCUCUUAGAAGGGAAGGUGGGUAACUCUCAAAAGGCCUUGGAGUUUGUCGGACUUGGUCGACUGGUGCAUGACAAGGCUCGGAUGCUCUCUAUGGGACAGAGGAAGAGAGUACAGAUUGCAAGGCUCUUGGCCAUUGAUAGGCCCAUAUGGCUUCUUGACGAGCCAUCUGUGGCAUUGGAUUCAGAGGGGGUGAAGAUUUUGGAGUAUGUAAUUAAGGAGCAUAGGAAGAAUGGGGGAAUUGUGGUCGUGGCCACGCAUUUGCCCAUAAAGAUGGAGGAUGCCAUGGAGCUCAGGCUUCCUCAAAGGUUUCCAAGGAGGAUGACUCUGGUUGAUAUGGUGCAUUGAAAUGGAGGUUUCAUGGUUCUUUCCCUUGCUCUUGUUUGUUCUAAAGUAUUUGACAUGUCAUCAAUGGUUCACAAUCAAUGGCCAUCAUCACAGUUUCAUUCGAAGAUUUUCCUCACAGACAUGUCUCAAAUGCAAUGCAUGUGGCCGAAUUGUGAAACUUUGGAGACAAAAAUACUGGAUCAAGAAUGAGUCCAACAAUGAAUGGAAGAGAGAGAGAGAGAGAGAAGAGAGCUGCGUACCCAUGAUGCAGUUGACGCUGAAAAGGAGAAGGAGACUUGAUACCGUAGCAGUGGCAAAGCCAUUUCUCGCCAUUGUCAUGGAGUUUAGUGGGUGUAUGUUAAGAGUGGUGCAGUUUUAUAGUGCUAUCUAUGAAAAGAAAUACCUUGCUUCAAGGGGGGAGUUUUGUUUGUUUGGAUGCUGAUUUGGAGGGUUCUUUGUGGCAAUUUUUUUUUUAAUAUUUCAAUGCUAUUUUAUUGGGCCGUUUGCUUAUCA